Molecule: messenger RNA, 1356 nt
Organism: Wallemia mellicola CBS 633.66
Lineage: Eukaryota; Fungi; Basidiomycota; Wallemiomycetes; Wallemiales; Wallemiaceae
Product: heme peroxidase
Exons: 5
Coding region: 203-1315 (370 amino acids)
Biological process (GO): response to reactive oxygen species; cellular response to oxidative stress; hydrogen peroxide catabolic process
Molecular function (GO): heme binding; peroxidase activity
Source: RefSeq, a predicted model, not a curated record
GAUACUAAACUACCAACGUCAUCGAAUAUACCAAAACCGGGUGGAUUUAGUUUCAAUCUAGGCAAAUAGUAGCUUAAUUGAUUUGUAAAAUAGAGUUAUUCAUUUAGCAGUUUGUUACGCCGAAUAGUUUUGCCGGAAUAAAUAAGAACCAAUAUUGAUUCAAUUUCUAUCUCUGAGAAUAACGAUCAAGAGUGAACUCAGAAUGCUGAAAAACAUAAACAGAUUAAAUAAGAAUAUUUCCAGAGAUUUAUAUAAUAGGUCAUCUCUUAUUCGUCGACAAGGAAUUAAGUCAUAUUCGUCACAUUCGACACAUUCUACACCAAAUGAAUCAACUGUUAAUAGUAAACUUAUAUUCACAACUGGUGCUAUAUUAACAGGAUUUGGAUUGGUUUAUUUCAAUAACUACCAAGGUUCUGCUAAUCAAGCUAUCGCGAAAGUUGAAGAGAAGUUACCAGUUGAUUCAGCUUCACGUGACUAUCAGAAAGUUUAUAAUGCUAUUGUAGAUGUAUUGGAAACAGAGGACUAUGAUGAUGGCUCAUUUGCUCCUGUUCUCCUCAGAUUAGCUUGGCAUGCAAGCGGUACUUACAGCAAGUAUGACAAAGCCAACCCAGGUGGAUCAAACAAAGCUACGAUGCGUUUCAAGGCUGAAGCAAAAGAUGAGGCAAAUGCAGGUUUAGAAAUCGGUAGAGAUCUUCUGAACAACAAAGUAAAACCACAGUUCCCAUGGAUUUCAUAUGGCGAUUUAUGGACCUUAGCCGGUGUUGUUGGAUUGCAAGAAAUGGGUGGUCCAAAGGUUGCUUGGCGCCCUGGCCGUAUAGAUGGUACAGAUGAACGUGAAGCAAUUACGAAUAGGCUUCCAGAUGGUGCUAAAGAUGAGCAUCAUAUUCAAAACAUAUUCAAUAGAUUAGGAUUUAAUGACAGAGAAGCAGUUUGCUUGAUUGGUGCUCAUGCAGUUGGUAGAACCCAUAAAGAUCGUAGCGGAUUUGAAGGUCCUUGGACAUUCAGUCCAAUCUCCUUCUCUAAUCAAUUUUACAAACUGUUACUUGAAUCCGAUUGGAAAGAAAAACAAUGGGAUGGACCAAAACAGUACGAAGAUCAAGAGACAAAAUCUUUAAUGAUGCUUCCAACAGAUUACGCGCUUAGAACAAGUGAGCGUUACAGACCAUACGUUGAAAAAUAUGCGGAAAAUGAGGACUUAUUCUUUGAAGAUUUCGCCAAAGCUUUUGCAAAAUUAAUUGAAUUGGGAGUACCCCUCAAACAAUUUGAGCAUUCACCGCCAGUAUUUUUUAAAACCUCAGAUGAAGUUGAUUCAUAAUCAUGUAGAGAAAUUUCUAUGUAUGAUUUUAGUUUGCAAAG